GCACAUGUAAGUAGUUAUCAGUAUGCAUUCGCCCUGAAACAGCUGUCUAAAGGACAGAAGAAAAAAUGUCUGACACAGACUCUGAUGCAACUAUUGAACCAGAUCCAAGUGAAUGGGAUUCUUCAAAUCUAUUCAGUCCUUCUCCAACAAGACCAUCAAUUUCAAAAAGGCAAUCUUCCUAUCAUCAAUUGUCAGAUUCUGACAACGAUGAAACAAAAACAGUUCAUCAUCAAAAUACAGAGGAUUCUUAUAAUGGAAGAAGUUCACCAAAGUUACUGAAAAAGAAUGAUAAACAUCUUUUUGAAAAUUCAUCUUCAAAAAAUACACUGAAGAAGGAGAAGUCAACAGAUAUGGAAAAACUGAAUGAUCAGAACAAUUCAGCAAGAAAUAAGAAAUCAGACAAAGGAAAAGUUGUUCCUGAAAAUAGAACAAAUUCUCCAUCUUUGAAAAGAAAACAUUCAUCUGGGGACAGUGCGAGAAAAAGCCCAGCAAGAGAAAGUUUAAAAUCUCUGCCACCUUGUAAAUUUGGCUCAAAAUGUUACAGGAAGAACCCAGAUCAUUUCAAAGAAUUUUCACAUCCUUCAGACAGUGGCAGCAGUGAAGCAGCAAGUGGAAGUAAAACAAGACAAAGAUCACAGUCUCCACCAAUUAAAAGACAUAAAACAGAAACCAAGGCACUCACCUCAAAGGAGCCUUUAGCUGUCUUUAAUCAUGCUCAACCAAUUAGUUUCUUUCUUACAAAAGUACACGGGAUAUCUAGUGAAUACAACGGUGCAAAUACCAUGAGUCUCAAAGAUAUAUUGUCAGAGAAUAUGGGAAAUUUACAAGAAUCUUGUCAGUUUAAUUAUAUGUUUGAAACUCAGUGGCUAAUGCAGCAAUAUCCAGCAUCAUUCAGACAGAAGCCCCUCCUUUGUGUGCAUGGAUUUCAGGGAGGACAAAAAUCAGCACUAGAGGCUGAUGCCAGGAAAUUUACCAAUAUCAAGUUCUGUCAAGCAAGAUUGGAAAUGCCCUAUGGAACACAUCAUACGAAAAUGAUGUUCCUUUUGUAUGACGAUGGACUCAGGGUAGUGAUCCAUACGGCAAACCUGAUAGAAAGAGACUGGCAUCAGAAAACUCAAGGGAUUUGGAUAAGCCCAGUGUUUCCAAAGCUGAAGUCGGGACCCUCUGCUAUACACGGCGACUCUGCUACACAUUUUAAGAAGGAUCUACUGCAGUAUUUGGCAGCUUAUAAAGCAUAUCAGCUGAAAGAGUGGCAGGACCACAUUUCUAUGCACGACUUCUCUGCUGCAAAUGUAUUUGUGGUGGGUUCUGUACCAGGAAGGCAUAUGGCAGACAAGAAACAUUGUUUUGGUCAUAUGAGGCUGAGAAAACUUUUGCAUGACCAUGGUCCACCAAAGGAUCAGACAUCAAAAUGGCCGGUUAUUGGACAGUUUUCCAGUAUUGGCUCACUUGGAGCAUCCAAAGAAAACUGGUUGUCCACAGAAUUUCUGCAGUCCUUUGCCACAGUAAAGGGGACCAGCAGUGUUCCCCUAGCCUCCGUCCCACUGAAACUGAUCUUUCCAUCUGUGGACAAUGUGAGAACCAGUUUAGAGGGAUAUCCAGCUGGGGGCUCUAUUCCAUACAGCAUUAAUGUGGCUAAGAAACAACCCUGGCUUCAUACUUUCUUUCAUCAGUGGAGAUCUGAGGGUAGAGGAAGAAAUCGAGCGAUGCCCCACAUCAAAACUUACUGUCGUCCCUCCCCUGACUGGGGGGAUGCUGCAUGGUAUCUUGUUACUAGUUCCAACUUAUCAAAAGCUGCUUGGGGAGCUCUGGAAAAGAAAGGGAGUCAACUCAUGAUACGCUCUUACGAAAUAGGAGUGCUGUUUAUACCUCACUUCUUGGUUGGAAAGACAGUAUUCAAAUGCACAAGUAAAGUAAGAGAGGCAGGGGAGAAAACUCUGGUACUCCCUUAUGAUCUUCCUCCCAGAGCCUAUACAAAGGAAGAUAAACCAUGGAUAUGGGACAUUGCACACAAAGAGUUGCCAGACUCUCAUGGAAAUAUGUGGUGUCCAAGUUGACAUUUUCAAUCCUUUACUUUGCUGGAAUGUGUUCAUGGACUUUCAAUAUAUAAAGAUUUAUUUAUUUAUCAACAUGAAAUAAAUGCUUUUUGUUAUAAAUGUU
This is a messenger RNA of Saccostrea cuccullata (small rock oyster), 2160 nucleotides long. Its product is annotated as tyrosyl-DNA phosphodiesterase 1-like. The transcript is spliced from 15 exons. Gene Ontology annotation, molecular function: 3'-tyrosyl-DNA phosphodiesterase activity; double-stranded DNA binding; single-stranded DNA binding. The record is from RefSeq and is a predicted model, not a curated record. Lineage: Eukaryota; Metazoa; Mollusca; Bivalvia; Ostreida; Ostreidae. The coding region runs from base 66 to 2057 and encodes 663 amino acids. Gene Ontology annotation, cellular component: nucleus. Gene Ontology annotation, biological process: DNA repair.